CUGAGGCCGGACAUGGCUGCCUCCUCCUCGGAUCAACAGGUCUGAAGGUAACGCGGCGGAACUUUCUGUCCGCUUCUUGUUUUCCUCCGGUACCGGACCGGCUAGUAGCUGCCGGUGGGAAACCCCGCCGGUGGGAAAACCCCGCUGUCAGCUCCGGUGUUCAUCAUGUCCACUCAGCAAGUGAGUAUCACAGAGCUCCUGCUCUCAUUGGACAGUUCAGAGCUGAAGGAGGCGGAGCAAGUCAGAGCAGCUGUCAAUCAACAGCUGAGUACAGACAGGGGGGGCGCUGUGCUGUCCUCUCUGGUGGACCAUUACCUGGAUUCAUCCUCCGCUCAGGUGCUGCAGCUGCUGUCAUCCAUCAGAGAGCCACACCACAAGCCCCUGCUGGAGAAGCUGAACGAGGCUCUGGGCAGACCAGGAUGCAGACUGGCGGCUCUGACGCUGCUGGGUCACCUGAUCAGGAAACAGCCUCCGUGGGUUCAUCACAUCAGCCGCUCGCCGCUGCUGCCGUCGCUGCUGCGCUGCCUCAAGACUGAGACUGACGUGGUGGUCCUGAUCACUGGAGUCCUGGUCCUCAUCACCCUGUUACCCAUGAUCCCUCAGGCCGGGAAGCAGCACAUCUACGACUUCUUCGACGUGUUCGGGCGCCUCGCGUCCUGGAGCUACAAGAACCCAGGUCACGUCCCGGUGGUCCAUCUGGUCCACCUGCAUGCAGGUGUGUACUCUCUGUUCCACCGUCUGUACGGGAUGUUCCCCUGCAACUUCAUCUCCUACCUGAGGCUGCACUACAGCAUGAAGGAGAACCUGGACACCUUCCAGGAGGUCGUCAAGCCAAUGUUGGAACAUGUCAGGGUUCACCCGGAGCUGGUCACAGGGACUCAGGACUAUGAACUGGACCCAUCCAGGUGGAGGUGUUUCGAGGUCCAUGACAUCAUCAUCGAGUGCUCCCGAGUGUCUCUGGAUCCUCUCGAGUCAUCCUGUGAGGAGGACAUGUACUCCUCGCCCCUCCCUCACCUGAACACUUCCUGUCUGUCAGACAGCAGCUCAGGAAGUUCAGUGUUUCCUCAGCUGCUGUCGGCCAUGCCCACCAACCCUCACAUACAGGCUGAUGAUGUCACAUGGAGCCCCUCCUCCCGGUGCGGUUUGUCGACGCCCCCUCCUGAACCUGCUGCUACAGGCUCCGCCCACCCACUGAGCAGGACCGCCUCAAUCUCAGGUGUGAGAUGUCCCUCCUCAGCGUCUGUCUCCGUGUCGCCACUGGCUGAAGAGAAUGCAGACGUUGUGACUGCUGACAUCAGCGACCAGGUGAAGCUACUCACAGAGACGGAGACCAUUCUGCCAAUCACAGAGAAGGAGAGGAGGGGCCACAGUGAUGUCAUCAGUCACAGCAGCGAAGACGUCAGCUCCCAGCAGCCUCCCGCCCCCCCCUCCUCCUCUCAGCCCCUCUUCCCCCCCUGCUCCUCCUCCUCCUCUCAGCCCCUCCUCCUCACCUCCACCCCCGGCCGGGACGAGCCCCCGUCAGGUUCCCUCCUCCCAUCUCCUGCCUCCUUUUCCCUCUGCUUCACCCCCCCUCACCCCUCUAGCUCCGCCCACAGGUCAGAGGAGGGAGGCCCCGCCCUCUUUGAGCCUGCCUCCUCCUGUCAGAGCCCCGCCCCUCUGUACGAGCCGCUGUUUGAGCUCGCUCUGCCCCGCGCCGCCAUGCUGCUCGUCAGGAGGAUGACCCAGGAGGUGCUGGAGAGAUCAGCGGCGGGGAUGGAGAAGGGUGGAGGAGAGGAGGAGGAACAGGAGGAGGAGCAGACCUCUGUCUCUCCUCUGGAGGUUUUGGAUCAGCUGAUCGUCCACGGACAUGACGCCCACCAGAACCUCGCGCGGAGGUUGUCAGCUGUGAGUAAGUCGGUGGAUCGGAGUCAUUUUGGAGGUAAACAGCAGAGCAUGAAAACCAAAGGCCCCGCCCAGGGGGAGGAGCUUCAGUCUCUGAGGAGUCAGCUGUUGUUGGUCCACAGUCAGCUGCAGUACGAACGCUUCAAACGGCAGCAGCACGCCGUCAGGAACCGCCGCCUGUUGAGGAGAGUCAUCAAUGCCACGGCGCUGGAGGAGCAGAGCACCGCCAUGAAGGGUCAGCUGAGCGUGCAGGAAGCAGAGAUUCGCUGUCUGAAGUCGAGUCUGCAGGAGGAGCAGAGACGAUACACACAGCUGCAGCAGGACACACACACACACACACACCAGCUUCACACACACAUCCAGCAGCUGCUGCUGCAACAGCAGGACGAGCAGAGAGAUGCACAGAGGCUGCAGAGCGAGCUCCAGGAGUGUCAGAGCAGGUUGAGGGAUGUGGAGGCGGAGCUUCAGAGAGCCAAUAACAAGGCUUACAAUGCAGAACACCAGCUGACCCAGCUGUCACUCAAGCUGUGCAGCAGUGAGCAGCUGCAGCAGCAGAUCUUCCUGUUGAACCAGCAGCUCGUCCUUCUGAGAGACACCAACAGAGCUCUGAGAGAACAGCUGGAGGCAGGAGAGACACACACACACACUGAGGCAUCCAUGCUGCAGUGCAGUGUGGGUAAGGAGUUCCAGUGCCUGAAGGACAGUGACGUGCAGCAGAGACAGAAGCUGGAAGCAGCCAAUCACAGGAUAGCAGAGCUGGAGGGUCAGCUGGCCAAGAGGGACCAGCUGAUCCUGGACCAGAAGACCCUGCUGGAAGACACCAAGGCCCAGAGCAGGGCGGAGCUGGCGGCGUGCGAAAGCCGCUGCGGUGCUCUGCGGCGAGUCACUCAGGCGCUCCAGACGGAGACGCUGCACCUGUACAGCCAGCUGCACCUGGACACACACGCCGACACGCACACACACAGCCGGCCGCAGGACGUCAGGCCGAACGGCGGCGGCGUCUUACCGGCUCCUCAUGGUAGCUACAAGCCCCGCCCCUUCUGUUCUUCUUCUGUGGGGAUCAUAAAUGGCGGCGUGGAGGCGCUCUCCACCUCCCCGCUGCUCCUCCCCUCCUGCUCCUCCUCCCCCCUCUCCCUCUCCCCCAUCGAGUCGCCGCUCGCCGUCGGAUCCUUCCUGGAGCAGCGAGCUCGCCAGCUGUUCAGGCCGACCAAUCGGAGCCAGGAGGAGGAGGAGCAGGAGGAGGAGCAGGAGAUGGAGGAGCAGGAGAUGGAGGAAGAGGCGCAGCCAGAGAGCCCUCCUCUGGGCCAGGAGGCAGAGGAGGCCACGCUCCUCGCAGGAAGUCCUCAGACAGAGCCGCCAAACCGAGGCUCCGCCCCCCCCGGACCGCCAGCACCGCCCGCUGACCUCACGUUCGCCGUCCGCCAGAGGAGACACGAGCUGAGCAUCAUGGACUAUGACGAGACGCUGCCAGAGUACUAAGGAGGAGCAGGAGGAGGAGAAGGAGAUAGAAGCAGUGUGAGUCAGGUGGAGGUGGGGAUAGAAUCAGCUGCUCCAGAUGUUAGCAGCCUAAUGCUAACAGCUGUUAGCAGCCUAAUGCUGCUGUUUUAUUAUGAACCUGGAAAUGUAGCAGAAUGUAUAGCUACAUUUAUUUUCACCUGAUUUCAAGGUAAUUUCAAACUUCUUUUUUUUACUGUAACAUGUUGUUUUUUUAGCUACAAAAAAACCCCAACAACAAUACAGCCUAUGUUACAGUAAAAAAAAGAAGAAGUUUGAAAUUAUCUUGAAAUCAGGUGAAAAUAAAUGUAGCUAACAGCAAUUAGCAGCCUAAUGCUAAAGGCCCAUAAAAACCUUCAGGUGUCUUUAAUUCUCCUAAACCAGACCUGUCGCGUCCCUUGUCCUGAAAGUGUUUCUGGUGAAUAAUAACUCAGUGGGUAGAUUGUCUCCAACAUAAAACAUGAGUUUUGAAGCUUUUCUGUGUCUUAAUCAGCUGCUAACCAGACUCAGAGGUGAUGGUCGUUCCUCCUCCUGCUGAUCGCAGCUUUGCCUCAAAGUCAUAAACAUGUUCAUUUGUGAAGCUUCUGCUGAACCAAAAGUGUCAGAAUCACAGGGCGGUUAGUGGAAGAGCUGAUCUGAAACACAUCAGGACCUUCAGUCGCCCCGAUAGAUAAAACCAUUAUUCUACAGACAGACUGAGGCUUGAGCUGACUGCUAACAUGCUAAGCUACAUGCUUUAUCUGAGCAGUUUGUGUCAAACUGAUUUCUUUCUACAUGUUAAACAAUAAUCAUCAGCUUUAAUCUGUUAUCGAGCUCUGGUGCUCAUUUUGAACAUUUGAUCUGAUUUAUGAUAAUAAUCUACAAAACGCAAUAAAUUCAAGAAAAAACACACAAAGGUGAAACUUUUCCUUUUGAUUUAAAACAGCAAAACACUUGUGACAUAAUAUUUAACAACAAUUUCUUUAUAUAUUUAAUUAUAUUAACAUACAGAAAAAUUGAAUGAAGCAAAACAAAAUAAUCGUUCAUUUGAAGAUUAAGUCAUGAAUUUAGUUCCUCUAAAACGUUUUAACAACAUAUAAAGACAAAAACAUGACUAUUAACUUUAUCUGCAGGGAAAGUGAUUAAAAAAUAUUUCAGUGCAGAAAUAAAUAGACAUUUGAAUCAUGUUCUGCUGUUGAAGCGACUAGAGGUCCAGAGUUACUGUCAGAAUCAGAUUAUUAACGCCAAAUAUAAGGGAAACUUUUACACUUUAUUCAGUUAAACAGCAGCUGAUGAACAUGAAACACAUGAAGCCAAAAAUGAAGCAUGGAAACACUAAAUGACUUUCUCAGGAAGUUCAUCAUGAUAAAUAACAGACUUGGGAUUAUUACAAAUAUUUUAUUUCUCCUCUGGAAGCAGCUGCACGUCGUCAUGUUUCUGAUAUCAAGUGCCAAUUUAUUCAGUCAUCUCCUGACGUUCAGAUCCCACAUCUCAUCUCUCAGACAGAUUAUUAUUAUUAUUAUCAUUUCAGAUGGUUGUGGUGUGACCAUAUAAAAGCCUUAAUAAUCAGCCAGUGAAGGUGUUUGUCCUGUGAUCCAGUAAUGAGCCUUAAUUAACUGGUUAUAAAUGUUCCUUAACGUUGCUCAGGUUCACAGCUCAGACGUCUGUCAGAGACGCUGAGCAGAAACAUGUUCAACUGCUGCUUCCUCACUCAUAAACUUCAUGAUCCUGAUGUCAGACUGACCCUCUAAACCUUUAAACCAAAGCUUCCGGCGACAGGAUGUGACGUCACAGACAGACCAAAGACGUCCUGUUGUGUUCAGGGACCUACUGUCUGUCAGGAAACUUCUGAGCUCGUUGUGUUUAAAGACGAAUGUAAAACUGUGAACAUGAGAAAUAAAAACUCCUAAAAUCUGA
Messenger RNA from Centropristis striata (black sea bass), 5271 nucleotides. It is a transcript of the gene tsc1a, whose product is annotated as TSC complex subunit 1a. Gene Ontology annotation, biological process: negative regulation of cell population proliferation; negative regulation of TOR signaling; regulation of cell cycle. Gene Ontology annotation, cellular component: TSC1-TSC2 complex. The record is from RefSeq and is a predicted model, not a curated record. NCBI's taxonomy places the organism in Eukaryota, Metazoa, Chordata, Actinopteri, Perciformes, Serranidae. The transcript has 22 exons. Bases 166 to 3360 code for a protein of 1064 amino acids.